UACUAGUCUUUUAACUCCAAAGUCACAGCAUCGGGGAAGGACAAGAUCCUUCAGCGGUUUCGUGGUGUAGUUGGUUAUCACGUCAGUCUAACACACUGAAGGUCUCCGGUUCAAGUCCGGGCGAAAUCAUGCCAUUAUGUUUUGCAGUUUCUAAUCCUCCUUUUUGGACUUCGGGACGUGAUUUAUAAUAUUGCGUGGUUUAUGGCGUGAUCUCACGUGACCAUCACUGGUGUGUGACAGUUCGCGGCAAAUGACAUGUAACAAAAUUUUCCGAAUCAAGCGUUUGGUCUAUAAUCGUACUAGCAUCUACUAGCCUUUUGGAUCUAGAUAGGUCCUUGCAUAUUGGUUCUGUUUUUGUUUGCUUGGUUGUCAGUCAACCUUGAUAUUCCAGUUAGACAACUUCGAGUGAAGCGGUUGGGUUGUUGUGUGCACUAUUCUUCUGGCAGGGUGAUUUCAGUUUUUAGUAAUUACAUAUCAUACACAAUGACAGCUACCCCUGUACUCCGGCUCCUGGCUCGAGCCCCUGUCAAAGUGCCCCUCAGGACAUACGCCACAUCGAUACCAGCAAAGGCCCAUCACCACGUCGUCAUUGUCGGUGGUGGUACAGCUGGUGUGACUGCUGCAGCACAGUUGCAGCGCUCUCUUGGGCUUGAAAAGAAGGACAUUGCCAUUCUAGACCCGGCCAAAACACAUCAUUAUCAGCCUGGGUGGACGCUCGUGGGCUCAGGCCUAAAAUCGCUGGACGAUGUCCAGCGACCCCUCUCUCACGUAGUACCAGCAGGAGUGAAGCACUACCCUUUACGGGUGUCUACGUUUGACCCCGAACAAAACGCCGUGAAGACGUCCGAGGGGGUGGAUAUCUCAUACGACUAUCUUAUUGUUGCGCCUGGCCUUGAGACCAACUUUGGUGGUAUCUCGGGUCUUAAGGAGGCCCUGCAGGAUCCAGCCAGCGAGGUAUCGUCUAUUUACUCUGAAAAGACCGUCGAGCAGGUCUGGCGGAAUAUUCAGGCUUUCAAAAAGGGACCGGCCAUCUUCACACAGCCUGCAGGCAUCAUAAAAUGUGCCGGUGCACCUCAAAAGAUCAUGUGGAUGGCCCUGUCACAAUGGAAGCAGGAAGGUGUACGGGAUAAUAUUGAUAUUACCUUUGCAACUGGUGCCCCUGCCAUGUUUGCUGUGCCGAAGUAUUCGCAGGCUCUGGAAGCUCUCCGAAAAGAGCGAAAUGUUGAAGGCUUGUUCCAACACAACCUAAUUUCGAUAGACGCGAAGAAGAAAGUCGCUACAUUCAAGAACCUUGCCGAGGGUGCUCAAGGCGCAACUGUAGAGAGAGAGUUUGGUUUCUUGCAUGUGGUCCCUCCGCAGAAGCCAUGGGAUUGGGUCGCUAAGUCUAAGAUUGCCGAUGCAGCUGGUUGGGUCGAUGUCGACAAGUCCACCACGCAGCACAACAAAUACAAGAACAUCUUCUCGAUUGGUGAUGCGUCUAGCUUGCCAAACAGCAAGACGGCUGCUGCGAUAACCGCCCAGGUCCCUGUCAUGGUUGACAACCUCUUGGCAACAAUGGCUGGCAAGGAGGCUAAGGCUACGUACGACGGAUAUGCAAGCUGCCCGCUUCUGACGGGACAUAGAGAGCUCAUGCUCUGCGAAUUCAAGUAUGGCGGCGUGCCCAAGGAGACGUUCGCCAACAUCCUCGGUGGGCAAGAAACCCCUAACGCCGCAUACUAUUAUUUGAAAAAGAAUAUUUUCCCUGCCGUGUAUUGGAGUUAUUUCUUGAAGGGAUCAUGGUACGGCCCUAACUCUUUCUUCCGCCCAGAGACGACCACGGCCUAAGCAUAAUCACUCAUGAGAAUCGUGAGGAUGUGGUCUGUAGCGGAUAAAGGCGAUGCUUAAUUCCCUCGCGGCAUAUUUCAUUCAUGAGGGAUUA
Molecule: messenger RNA, 1918 nt
Organism: Xylaria bambusicola
Lineage: Eukaryota; Fungi; Ascomycota; Sordariomycetes; Xylariales; Xylariaceae
Product: FAD/NAD(P)-binding domain-containing protein
Exons: 5
Coding region: 484-1824 (446 amino acids)
Cellular component (GO): mitochondrion
Molecular function (GO): FAD binding; sulfide:quinone oxidoreductase activity
Source: RefSeq, a predicted model, not a curated record